CAGCAGGAGCCGUAGUCGUGAUUGUGGUUGUGGUCCUGAUCGUCGUAGUCUUUCUCAUCUUUGUUUUCGUUGUUGUUGUUAUCGUCAUUGUGACGGUCGUGUCGGAAAGGCCUGAGCAAAAAGCGCCAAGUUCCCAAGUGCCGGUCAAAGUGAGACGGAGAAAGGGGAGAGUCUCGUCGGGCACAAGGAGUAUCCGAGAAGCAAAGCAGAAGAAAUAAAGAAAAGAAGGAAGAGCUCGCGCACCCGCGCGCGAGAGAGAGACAGAAAGAAAGAAAGAGUGAGCGAGCGAAAAGGAGGGUGGGAGGAGAGGACGCGCAAGAGUCCUCCUUGCUAGCCCGGCUCGAGAAGUGAAGAGAGGAGCGGGUGCGCGUACACGCGUGCCCUCGCGCUCCGGCGUCGUUGCCACGUUUAUAUGAGUGGCUGUGGUGGCUCGGGCUUGCGAGGCCGCGUCGCUGUCGCCGCUUCGAAGUAGAAGAAGAAAGAAAGAAGAGAAAGGAGGACGGCGAUAAUAGCCCAGCGUCGUAUAUAUACAUUGGUGAAGAAUAGGAGCAGGAGGAUAAAGGAGUGAGAGUGAAGCGGUGAUCAAGGGAGCCCCCAGUUCCAGGAAGCCCCGGGUCGGGCUUCCCGCGCAAAGCCCUCGGAGCCGAUCACGUGCUCGCGAGCGCUCGCUGCCGAGAGGCGUUGUUGCCUCCGUCGGGGGAAGAGCGCAGCCCAACCCGAGUCUCGCGCGAGCGCAGCGACGGAAGAUAAGGGUGCGGGGAGGAGCACCGUAGCGUCGCUCGGCCGCGUGGACCGCGAUAAUAUGAGCGCGCGCGUGCUUAACCCGGCGAUGAUGACGGAGAUGAGCCGAAACCUCGGCGUCAUGGUCGGGAGCAGCGGCGGUGUCGGUGUCGGCGUCGGCGUAGGCCGCGUUACGCCGAGUAGGGCCGCCCUCGCGCGGGUGCGCCGCGAACUCUUUGGGCCCGUGGACCAUGCGGCGGCCCGCGCCCUGACUGAGCGCGAGCUCCGGGCUCAAUCGAUGCUCGACGCCGAGCGCUGGGGCUUCGACUUCCGGCUGGAGGUGCCCAAGAGCACCGGCAGCUCGCGCUUCGAGUGGGAGCUCGUCACGGCGCAGGACGUCGUGCCGGAACCUUACGCCCUCCGGGGCAUGCCCUAUCUGAGGAAGCAUUCGCCGGCGACGCCCCGGAAGGCUACAAAAUCUGCGAGGUCCCCGCGGAACCGCAGGCUAAGCGCGGAAGAGGAGACGGUAGCGCCGCGGCUACCGCCGCCGCCGCUGGCCCUCGCGACCACGACGACGCUACUGACAAGCGAACGGACGCCUCCUCAGGAGGCCCGCGUUCCUCCCAUCGGUGAAAGGACACCCGACGUCGUACCCGCAAUCGCCGAGCUUAGCUUCAGAUCGAAGGACCGUAAUAAGAAGGCCGCUGCGCCACUGAGGGAACAGCCGAGCAGCACACCGAUGCUAUCACAUCCGCGAAAGCAAGCUUCCAUCACUGAUUUCAUGAAGAGCCGAAAGCGCACCCUGAACAGCUCAGGAAAGAGUAUGCUGGAGCCCUCGGAGAAGGUCUCUCGCAACGCCGGUCAGAUACGCAGCUAAGCACGAGCAACUUGAGUCGGACAAGAUCCGAGGGAGGACCCGAAAGAGAAGUAGCGGCAUCCUGCCA
Messenger RNA from Ceratosolen solmsi marchali, 1664 nucleotides. It is a transcript of the gene dap, whose product is annotated as cyclin-dependent kinase inhibitor dacapo. Gene Ontology annotation, molecular function: cyclin-dependent protein serine/threonine kinase inhibitor activity. Gene Ontology annotation, biological process: regulation of cell cycle. Gene Ontology annotation, cellular component: nucleus. NCBI's taxonomy places the organism in Eukaryota, Metazoa, Arthropoda, Insecta, Hymenoptera, Agaonidae. Bases 803 to 1597 code for a protein of 264 amino acids. The transcript is spliced from 2 exons. The record is from RefSeq and is a predicted model, not a curated record.